CCACUCUUCGGAAAGGCGAAAAGAAAAGAAAGGAGGGUCUCUCAAUCCACCCUUUUCCGAUACUUUCCCUGGAUCUCAGUCGCAGAGGUAGAAGGCGGCACAGAUAAGAGUGUUCUGAACACCAACCUAAAGUGGAGGAGCCUGAGGCUGAAGGUGCAGUGUACUGUUUACACUGAAGGAGCUGGUGUGUGGACAAGAGACGCUGGCAGCUCAAAUGGACCCCAUGGAGCUGAGAAAUGUCAACACUGAGCCGGAGGACGAGAGCAUCAGUGGAGAAAGUGCUCAAGAUAGCUACACCGGGAUGGGAAAUUUAGACAAGGCAGCAAUGAGCAGUCAAUUUACUAAUGAAGAUGCUGAAAGUCAGAAAUUCCUGACGAAUGGAUUUUUAGGAGAAAAGAAGCUGGCCAAUUAUGAUGAUGAACAUCAUCCUGGAACCACCUCCUUUGGAAUGUCUUCAUUCAACCUGAGUAAUGCCAUCAUGGGCAGUGGAAUCUUGGGCCUGUCCUAUGCCAUGGCCAACACGGGGAUUAUACUUUUUAUAAUCAUGCUGCUUGCUGUAGCAAUAUUAUCACUCUACUCAGUUCACCUUUUAUUAAAGACCGCCAAGGAAGGAGGGUCUUUAAUUUACGAAAAACUAGGGGAAAAGGCAUUUGGAUGGCCUGGAAAAAUCGGAGCUUUUGUUUCCAUUACAAUGCAGAACAUUGGAGCGAUGUCAAGCUACCUCUUUAUCAUUAAAUAUGAACUACCUGAAGUAAUCAGAGCAUUCAUGGGACUUGAAGAAAAUACUGGAGAAUGGUACCUCAAUGGCAACUACCUCGUCAUAUUUGUGUCUCUUGGAAUCAUUCUUCCACUUUCUCUUCUUAAAAAUUUAGGUUACCUUGGUUAUACCAGUGGAUUUUCUCUUACCUGCAUGGUGUUUUUUGUCAGUGUGGUGAUUUACAAGAAAUUUCAAAUACCCUGCCCUCUGCCUGUUCUGGAUCACAAUGUUGGAAACCUGACAUUCAACAAUACACUUCCAGUGCACGUGGUAAUGCUGCCUAACAACUCCGAGAGUAGUGGGGUGAACUUCAUGAUGGAUUAUACCCACCAGAAUCCUGCAGGGCUAGAUGAGAACCAGGCCAAGGGUUCUCUUCAUGGCAGUGGAGUAGAGUAUGAAGCACACAGUGAUGACAAGUGCCAACCCAAAUACUUUGUAUUCAACUCCCGGACAGCCUACGCGAUUCCUAUUCUAGCAUUUGCUUUUGUGUGCCACCCCGAGGUCCUGCCCAUCUACAGCGAACUUAAAGAUCGGUCCCGGAGGAAGAUGCAAACAGUGUCAAAUAUUUCCAUCACGGGGAUGCUUGUCAUGUACCUGCUUGCUGCCCUCUUUGGUUACCUAACCUUCUAUGGAGAAGUUGAAGACGAAUUACUACACGCUUAUAGCAAAGUAUACACAUUCGACACCCCUCUCCUCAUGGUACGCCUGGCAGUCCUUGUGGCGGUGACACUAACGGUGCCUAUUGUUCUGUUCCCAAUUCGUACAUCAGUGACCACACUCUUAUUUCCCAAAAGACCCUUCAGUUGGAUAAGACAUUUCUUGAUUGCAGCCAUGCUUCUUGCACUGAAUAAUGUUUUGGUGAUCCUUGUACCAACAAUAAAAUACAUCUUUGGAUUCAUAGGGGCUUCUUCUGCCACUAUGCUGAUCUUCAUCCUUCCAGCAGUGUUUUAUCUUAAACUUGUCAAGAAAGAACCCCUUAGGUCACCGCAAAAGGUUGGGGCUUUAAUUUUCCUUGUGCUUGGAAUCAUCUUCAUGAUUGGAAGCAUGGCACUCAUUAUAAUUGACUGGAUUUACAAUCCCCCAAAUUCCAAGCAUCACUAACCCAAGGAAAAAAAUACUUUUUCUAUUGGAAAUGGCUGCAAAUUAUGCUGCAAAAGACAUUGAGUUCUGUUGAUUGGAAUGUUAUUCACAGGAAAUAACAGGAAGAUUCCAAAGAUGUCUAGAGUAACAUCACCAGGCACCUGAGGAAGAGAAAAAACAUCAUUUUUGUCAAGAAUGGCUGUUUAUGUGUUUAAAACCUGUGGUGCAUGUUGCUACCCAUGUUCUCCUAGAGCAGUGUAAGAGGAUGUAUUUUUGCUGUUAUGCAAGCAGAGUAAGGGUAGCUGCAGGUAAUGGUCCUCAGAUAAUACCCUUCCCCUCCCCCCCCAAAUUACCAAAUACUUGUAUUUUUGGAACAUCAAACAGAAAUGCCCAGGAGGCAAAGCUAUCUAACUGUUUAAUGCCUUUCUGCAAUCCAACACCCAAUAUUCUGGGUUUACUGAAUAACAGAGGCAGAAGGCAGGUCUUAUAACUGUCCCUGUAAAGUACAUGAAUGAUCAGACAGCAGGCUACAACACGUUACUCUCAACAGUAAGGAAUAUCUUGCCCAUUUUGUUCGUGACAUUGAAUUCGUAACUUCUUCAUCCAAUAGAUUUUUGGUAAAUGUUAAAACCUCUUACUAAACACAGACAUACCUUGUUUUAUUCUGCUUGACUUUAUUGUGUUCAGAUACUGAGGGUUUUGGGGGGGGGUUGUUUGUUUUUUGGGGAGGAUUGUUGUUCUUUUUUUUUUUUUUUUUAACAAAUUGGUUUGCAGCAACCUUGCAUGGAGCAUCAUUUUCCCAACGGCAUCUGCUCCCUGUGUGUCUCUGUGUCACAUUUUGGUAAUUCUCACAGUAUUUCAAACUUUUUCAUUAUUAUGUUUGUGAUGGUGAUCUGUGAUCAGUGAUUAAGACUUGCUGAAAGCUCAGAUAUGGUUAGCAUUUUUUAGCAAUAAAAUAUUUUAAUUAAGGUAUGUGCUUUUUUUUAGACAGAAUAGGUUUGCACACUUCAUAGACUAUAAUGUAAACAUAACUUUUGUAGGUACUGGGAAACCAAAAAAAAAAAAAAAAUCCAUUUGACUUGCUUUCUUGUAAUAUUUGCAGUGGUCUGGAACCAAACCUGCAAUGUCCGAGAUAUGCCUGCAUGUCUUAGGACCUGUCCCAGUAAGGUACAUACAUGAAUGAUGAGACACCAGGCUAGAACACCUUAUUGUCAACAGUAAAGGAAUGUUUUGCCCAUUCUGUUUGUGACAUUGAAUGAGUGCCUUCUUCGUUUGAUAUUUUUUUUUUAUAAACGUUAAAACAUCUAAUUAAACAGAGAGAGGGGCUUUAUUUAAAUGAUAGAGCAACAACAAAAAUAAUUCUUAUUGCUAAACUGCCUGAUCUGGAAGCAUUUGUUUUUCAAUACUAUUCCUAGUCCUCUUGUCAUGCUUGUCAUUGAACAAUGCUCUCCCUCUCGUCUUCCAUUGUCAUCCAGAAGUUUUAGAUAGACCACGAUUCAUGUGGCCCUACAUUACCCAGUAUUGUUUGAUACAUUUUUAUUUGAUAAACAUUCAGUGCAGGAAACUGUGAUUGCUAUAUGUUUAUGUAUAUAAUCUUAUUCUGUAGUCAUCAGAAUUUUAAUGUAUGGUACAUUUGAUUUUUAUUUUUUACAUGUGUAGUUUUCUCUCUUCACAGUCAAAAUGUUUAUACUAUUGAGGGUGAGGGCAGGGAAUUAAGUUGAUGGGCUCAAAAAAUCCAUUUGUACGUAUCUGUCUAUUGGGGAUUUUAAAUUUGAAACCUAAGUUAUACAUAGUUCAGGAAUGCUCGCCAAUGUUUACAAUAAUAACACAAUCAUUCACAAGAAAAUAAGUUCCUUGUUUGCAAGUAAUUAUCAGUGCUAAGGUUGUUCUUUUAACUGAGCAUGUCUAAAAUAGGAUUUAGUUCAUUUUGGCUUGCACAGGAGUCUGCUGACAUUCAUUUGUCAUUUAACACAAUGUUAAAUGGCUCUCCAUAAAAAUAGGAGUGCUAACACUACAGAGAAAUGCAAACUAUUAUUCUUGCUCACUUCUGCAACACACUUACAUGAAAUGGAUUUAAAAACUAACACUCACUGCCUAGAAUUUCUGGAGUUUGCCACCCUUUUUUCCCCCCAAGUCAGUAGCAAGAACAUUUAUUGUAUAUUUUUGUAUUUUAGUAAAGCCAAGUAUGAAAUACAAGUAUCAUAGCAGUAUAAUAUUAAAUCAUAUUUCAAUAGUUGCUUUGGAAUGUGCCUUAAGAAAAUACACAUUUGUUUUAUGUAUCAUUUCUAGAGGCAUAAUACUGUCAAAAGGUGCACUUUGUUAUGGAAAUUGAACAUUACUAAAAACUAUCAUAAUUUUUAUGUCAUUAUUAUUGGAGAAUACUUGCCAAAUAGAAUCUUUAAGAUUGGUUUCCAUUUAUGUUCACCUAAAGAGUGUAUCAAAAUGGAAAGUGGGAAAAGAUACCUUCUGAGUGUUAAAAAAAAGAAGUUUUAAUCUGAUUGUAUUUAAAUGUAAAUAUCAAAGAUUAAUUCAAAAAAAUUGGGAAAGUAUAAAAUCUAUAUAUAUUUUGAAUGCUUUACACCUUUUAUAUGACUAACUUGAAAAUAUCAACCUCUGCAAUUACACAGAUAUUCAAGAGCAAUACUAGAGUGCCAAAUAAUGAAGUACCAUUUUUCUUCUCAUGGCCAUUUUCAAGAUUAGAACUUACACAGACUGCAGGGCAGACUUACAUAUGCUAUAUUGUACUGGAUAAUUUAACCCCAUUUAUGAACAGAUGAAAAUUUUAUUUUCUUAUUUCAUUUAUAAGAUGGUUCAAUGUAUUGGGAGGCUUUUUUUUUUAUUACAGAAAGUGUAUAUUGGUAUAAUAAAUGAACUUUUCAAAUGAC
This is a messenger RNA of Mustela erminea (ermine), 4722 nucleotides long. It is a transcript of the gene SLC38A4, whose product is annotated as solute carrier family 38 member 4. The transcript is spliced from 16 exons. The record is from RefSeq and is a predicted model, not a curated record. Gene Ontology annotation, molecular function: amino acid transmembrane transporter activity. NCBI's taxonomy places the organism in Eukaryota, Metazoa, Chordata, Mammalia, Carnivora, Mustelidae. Gene Ontology annotation, biological process: amino acid transmembrane transport. Bases 215 to 1858 code for a protein of 547 amino acids.